AUGACAUCUAAAACGGAUCGCGCUUCCUUUUCUGGUUCAUCUACAGCCCUACUUGCUAUUCCAUAUUCAGUGACGCCUGGUGAAUCGCGUAAUUUUGAUCUAACUACGUCAUCGCAUGCUGGUUCAAAUGGUCCGAAUGCCGACCCAGCUUAUUUAUUUAGCCAAAUAAGAAGUACAGAAUGGAUUCAUCGUUAUGGACUUAAAUCCCAAAGAUUAACUUUUGAUCAAAUUCUUCAACAGAUUGGAUUCAAACGUGUUGAAAGUUUCGAUCCAGUCAGUGGUAAAACAGUGACAGCUAAAUAUGCUGGUAAUCUUUAUCAUGAAGUGCAGCACGACAACGGUGAUCGAUAUGUGUUGACAUGUCGACCUGAGAAAUUACGUGAAUUUCAUCAUCGUUUAACACGAAUGUUAAGUUUAUUACGGAAACGUGUAUUAUUCAUAACCAAUGGAUCACGUCGUCUAUUUGGAGUAAUCAGUGAGCCAACUGUGUGUCUUGUAUGCGAUUGUAAAACGUUAGAUCAUCGUGUAUUCAAUCAAUUUCAAGUUUCUCUAACGAAUUUAUUUAAAGAACAAAUCAGUAAAAUUAAAAAAUUUAACGUCAUUUGGAUUUCAAAUGAUAAUGAACAAUUUCGAGAACAACCUAUCGAUGUUAAUGCAACGAAUAUUGAUCAAGCAAUCGAUUGGAUUUGUGAUCGAAAAUGUCCACGAAAUAAAAUAUCUAUAGGCUCUACGUGCGAAGCCGUUCUUAAAGCAUUUGAUAAUAAUGUUGAAAGUGUUUAUUUGAUCAGUGAAGGUGAUUCAUCAGAUUUGGCUCGUGAAAUGUUACGCGACAAUAUAGUUAAAACACGUCUGUCAUCAACUUCUCCAAAGCCUCUUCAUGUUGUUUCAUUAUAUUGUCACAAUAAUGAUACACAGUUAUUUUUACGUUCACUUGCACAAAGUGCUGAGGGAAGUUAUUUUUGUUAUAAAAUCAAAAAUGAAGUAGCAGAUUUAAAACUUCCAUCGAAUCUAAGUGAUCCAACACGAAUUAAAUUACAAGGGGAUAAAUUGCAAAUGGGUACAAAUGUUUUAGCACCGCUGCCAGAGUAUCCAUUGGAUAUAACAUUGAUGUAUAAAGAAAUAGUUGAAUGUCAAAAUGUUAUCGAUCGACUAGAAAAAAUUCUUGGAUUUAUUCGUGAUGAAAAUCAAAGUUCAGCUAAAUCCAUUGAAGCAACGAAAUCUAUGGAUGCAUUCAAUACAUCUGGCGAUCAUAAUUUCCAACGUAGUCUGGUUGUUCAAUCAUCGGCUUUAUUUAGUAAUCAAGAAAAUGAUAUGUCAUCGGCAGAUUGGCUGAAAAUUCAUGGAAUAGAUGCACAAAAACUUGAUUUCUUUUCUGUUCUUCAAUCUGCAGCAUUUCGGCAUUGUGAUGGAGUCGUUACUCUACUAAAGCCACCAGAGGAUUCUCGUGAAAUAGCUGCUAGUGCACCAGCGAACUCUCAAGAUAAGCUGAUUAACGCAAUAUAUUGCGAUCAGUUUGCACAUGUCACUUGGCCAGAUGGAACUAUUCUCCAUGUUCAUGUUACACCGGAACUAUAUCGUGAUUAUGAAAGACGCAUAAAAACUUUACUUGAAAAACUCAAAGCAAGAUUAGCAUGGCUAAAGAAAGGCAGUCGUGAUGUAUUCGGCGCUAUUUUGGAAAAUAAUAUCUAUAUUUUAAUCGAUACAUCACAAAGCAUGCAACAUCAUUUAAGUUUUGUUAAAGAGAAACUUCGUUUACUUAUACAGGAUCAAUUGCAUGCUAAAGAACGUGUUAAUCUAGUUGCAUUUAAUUCUGCAAUUACUCCAUGGCGUGAUCGCUUAACAAAAAUCAACGACACAACAACAUAUUCUCAACUUCAACCAUGGAUCGAUGGACUUCACGCUGAAGGCUCAACCAAUACCUUAGCUGCGCUUCGUUUUGCACUUGCUGAUCCAACGACUGAGGCCAUUUAUCUUUUGACUGAUGGACGACCUGAUCAAAACGAACGACAUAUCCUUUCACAAGUUCAAUAUCGUCAAACAAUACCAAUACAUACAAUAGCAUUUAAUUGUAAUGAUCAAGCAGCAAAUCGAUUUCUGAUUGAUUUAGCUAAACAGACAGGCGGACGUUUUCAUACAUUUAGUUAUGGAUUUGAGGCACAAGCUGCAAUUGAAAUACCUGAGAGUGAAGAUGUUGGUGGUGUUAAAAAUGAAUUAAUACGUGGUGAAAAAGAAUUAGAACGGAUAGCUGGUCUACGUGAUGAAUGUUUGGGUAAAGCAUGGUCACAAGAGAAUUUACGAGGAAAACUUCCAAAAUCUAAAAGUCAACGAAUCCAUAAUAAUGACAAGCCGAUACCAUCUCAGCGGAGAAGUCAAAGUACACUUGAUAUUCCAAUUCGACCAAAUACUGCUUCAAUGUCACUUCGAACUACGAAAAAGAAACGUUCGGUAACAAAUAAAAAUCGUCAACGAAGAUCUAAGUCAGCAACUAAUCUAACAGCGCAUAGUGCUGUUAUUAACUAUAACAAUGAUCAAUGGCUUUUACCGGAAACAAAAGAAUAUUUGAAGGUCAACAAUGAGACAGAAGAAAUAAAGUCUGAUACAGAAAAUCAAGAUAAAGUAGAAAUUGAACGACCUAAAAGAAAACCGAUCCGAACUCCUUACAACGAAGUGAUAUCUUAUUUAAAACGGAAAAGUUUAGUUGUGCAAGGUUUAACAAUCUUCGAUGUGCUUUAUCCAACAUCAGUUACAGUCAAAGAUCCACAUCAUAUUCAAGUUAUAGAUCGUUAUGUACUUGCAAAAGUUUGGGAUGAUAUAUUACCAUUAACAUACGGAUCAUAUGUUGGUAAACUACGUUUAGUCAAUCAUUACGCUGUAGAUUUAGAAAAAUAUGAAGUUAAAUUAAAAGAACUUAUUGAUAAUUAUCAUAAAUUUACUACAGAUUUUAUUUGGAAACAUUUAAGUGAUGAUGAUAAACGAAAACUUGGUCCAUCUAUUCAUUGGGAUCGUUUAUCAAAAGAUGAACAAAAUAAAAUUACCCAAGAGAUAAGAACAGAAGAAUAUACUAGUCAAAGUGCAUUAGAAAAUUUUGCUUGGCGAAAGUUGACCGAACAAGAGCAGAAUGCUCUACUACAAGAACCUGUACCAUAUCAAGAUAAAAAUCAAACACUAGUAAAAGCAGCAUUAAAAGAAGCCGAAGCUGAAUCAGCAUUAAAAGGCAUUACUCGUAUGGAUGUCGAAAUUCAUCGGGCUAUCAAAUUCUUACAAAUAUCAACUGAUUUACGCCAAUUACAAAAACGAGCUGAUGCGGAUGCUAAACCAGCAGUAGAACAAAAACCAAAAAUUAAACAAAAAUCAUCACAACGCAAUUUUCAUCAACAUGUUAUUUGUCGGUUCGAUGCUGAUGGAUUUUUUCAUCCUGGAACUAUACAAAAGCAUCCAGAUGGCCGAGCAAUGAUUCGUUUUGACAUAGGUAUAGAACAAGAAGCAGUUGGACAUAUCCUACUGCCAACUAACGGUGCCAUUGCUCAACCGCAUUUAUAUGUAAAUGAUUGUGUUCUUGUCCGUCGAAUCAACGGUACUCAAGAAUAUUGGGCACCUGGUGUUGUUGCAGUUCUUCCAUCACCAACUGCUCAACCACCUCCAUUAUAUAUGGUACAAGUAUAUGCACCGUCGUUAUCAGCAGUACAUGUACAUCGUCGUGAUAUACUAAAAAUAAGUUUAGGUCUUUAUCAAAGAACAGUUUCAUAUCUUCAAAGUAUUCAUCGUAAACCUCAAUCACCCGCAGGUAGUAUUCCUAAAACACCAGACGAGCUGUCUUUCAAAGAUACCCUUCGUCGUGAACUUGAACCGUUAACAACUAAAGUUGAAAAUUUGGAUAAAUCCAACAAGAAACGUUAUGGUCAACUUAAAACAGCACUCGACGAUCAAAUAAAUGCAAUUAAAGAUUUACAGGAGAAAACAUCGAAUAAAGUAGCACGAUUGAAACGUGCUUCGCUAGUUUCAAUAUCAUUGGCAACAGAUCACGAUGAACCUGAUCCACCAAAAACGAUAUCAAGUCGACGUUCAUCAAUUGACUCAUCUAUUCAACCAAAUACGCAGGUCUUCGCUCUAUGGUUGGAAGACGAUCGUUUUGUUUAUGAGGGUAUUAUAUUAAAUAAGCUAAGCCAUUCCAAUAGUUAUACUGUCAAACGAAUUGGCUUACCUGGAGUUGAAAGUAUUAUUUCACGUGAAAAUAUAUUCCUACAAACAGACCUUAGAUGUUUAAAAACUUUACAUAGUCCAUCAUUUGCACUUAUUGAAUAUCCGAAAAACGGUCGUAAUUGUUGGAAACCUGCAGUAAUUCUACCUUCGGAUGAUAAAGAACCGCAAAAAUCUGUUCGUUUUUAUGAUGGCAUGGACGAUGCUAUAUCAAAUAGUAAAUAUGUAUUACCCAUCGACCGAGAUAAAUUUCAAGAGUAUGCACAAUAUCGUAUUGACUUCGAAAAAUCUCUUAUUGGUCAAGUUAUAGUUGGUUUAAAUCAAGAAAGAAAUAUAUUUAUGUUAGGCACAGUUAUUGACCGUGUUGUAUAUGGUCAUAAAUAUACUAUCCGAUGGUGUGAUGAAAAUCAAAGUCAACAAGACGAAGAAUAUUUAUAUGGCGCAUUCAUUCGGCCUAUUCGACAUCAGAUAAACGAUAUUGUUUUAGCUGUGGAUGAUCAGCAAUGUCUUUAUAAACUAGCUCGUGUUAUACAUAUUUUGAGUGAUAAGAAAAGCAUAAUUGUUCGCUGUAUUGAUGCCAAAGAAGAUAAUAGAGAUAUCGAGGUACCAGCUUCAACUACGUUUGUAAUCACGAUACCAGCUUUUGAAUCAAUUAUUGAAAAACAAAAAAACAACUUAAUCUGA
Molecule: messenger RNA, 4881 nt
Organism: Rotaria socialis
Lineage: Eukaryota; Metazoa; Rotifera; Eurotatoria; Philodinida; Philodinidae
Source: the annotation of a GenBank genome assembly